AUGCCGCUCUGUCUCACCUUCAUCGACUUGAAGAAGGCCUUCGACUCAGUUGAAACGGAAGCGGUCGUGGAAGCCUUGGACAACCAAGCCACCCUUGAGAACGCAAUUCAAAAAUUGGAACGAGACGACAUGGGAGUGAAAGUUGAUGGUCGGCAACUACACCAUUUGCGCUUUGCUGAUGACAUCGUACUGAUAACACCUAGCAUCAGCCAAGCGGAACGAAUGCUGACCGAAUUCGACGAAACAUGUGGAUGCAUCGGUCUUCAGCUGAAUCGACAAAAGACGAUGUUCAUGCGGAACGGAUGGGUCUCGGAUGCCCCAUUCACGCUCAACGGAACGAACAUAUCCGAAUGCACCAGCUACGUUUAUCUGGGUCGGGAACUGAACAUGAUGAACGACUUGACCCCCGAGCUGGGAAGGAGGAGACGAGCGGCUUGGAGAGCGUAUAAGAGCAUCGAAGAUGUAGUGAAGAAGACCAGGAACACCCGGCUCCGUGCUCACCUUCUCAACACCACAGUACUUUCUGCUUUGACCUAUGCUUCGGAAACCUGGACAUUUCGCAAGCAAGAGAAAGACGCAGUGAGCGUCAUUGAACGCGCAAUUGAGAGAGUGAUGCUAGUGGAAGUGGAAGAAUCGGGAUCGCAAAAGGAAGGCUUGGGUGCUGUGAAGGAGGCUGAAAAAUCACAAAUAUCUUCGAAAGAGCAUAAGAAGGUCGAAGAAGAUUCUCGCACUGCAAAAGAGACCGAGAAAUCGGGUAAAGAAUCCUUAAACACCGCGAAACAAUCAGUUUCCAAGGAAACAAAGAUCGUGGAAACACAUGUUUUCGAGAAGAUUGUAAAGGAAACUGAGGAAAAUGCUGAAUCAGAGGCGUCUUCGAGUAAAGCAAGUGAAUCAGCAAAUGAGACAGGAAAGGCGGUGUCCGUAUCGACGAAAGACGAUCAAUCACAGUCAAAACUGGUAUCCGAACAAAAACCAAUUAGCCCUCUUGUUGUUCAGGAAAAACGGGUAAUAGAAACACGCACAGUGGAACAAGUCCUAAAAGAAGAAGAUGAUGUGAAAACUGCUAGGGAACCUGAGGAAAAAGUCGUUCAAACCAUUGUGACUCCUUCGAAAAAUGUUGAGAGUAGUACUCGAACAGCUGUGCAUUCGUCUACAACUUCUAAAGGAGGAUCCAGGAGAAAAAAGACAGUUGUGCAGAGGGAGGUGGUUGAAAGACGCCAGAUCGAAAGAAUCGAAACGGAAGAAGAUGAAGAUAAGUCUACAGCAACUGAAACAAGCACACUUGAACAAACAGUACAAUCGAGUCUUGCUCCACUUCCACCUCUGGGUGGACUUGUAGGCGAAAAUGUCGAACAACAAAGCACAACACAACAGGGGGAAGAAGUACGAAGAGAAACUGAGCAGGUUCAAGAAAAACGACUACGAAGACCAUCCAAGCGAGUUCAAGAAGUACAAAAACCACCUGAGCGCUGUGUAAUGGUGCCGGAAUUGCUGAGAGAAGACUCUUCCAAUAAUCUUCAUACUGCAGUUGCACCAUUGAAAACAGCCCUUGCUCCUACAGAAUCUUCUGCUAGGUCACCGGAUGGUUGGGCUGGGGGAAAAGCUGGGACUGAAGGUGAAAAAGCUCAAAAAGGCCAAGAAUUGCGUGUUGUUGAUCAGGAUGCUCAAUCACCACAGGUCAGCCAAUAUCGCUUUCGUUUUGUUAAACCAAUGGUUGUACUGGCAGAUAUUAACGGAAAGAUUUACCGACUCACUACACACUACACAAUUGAGACUGACCGUCCAAACCUUGACUUUAAACCAUUAUCCAUCAAGUUCGACGGACAACUCCUAUGGGAAAAAUGGGCGGAAAUAUCACAAAAGAUUGAACUUGAUACGGUAACAAGUUGCUCCACCGGUCAUGGUACAGUCACAGAAAAUACCCCGAUAAAUUCGGGAGGAAAAUGA
This is a messenger RNA of Necator americanus (New World hookworm), 1947 nucleotides long. RefSeq lists its product as uncharacterized. The record is from RefSeq and is a predicted model, not a curated record. The transcript is spliced from 25 exons. Bases 1 to 1947 code for a protein of 648 amino acids. NCBI's taxonomy places the organism in Eukaryota, Metazoa, Nematoda, Chromadorea, Rhabditida, Ancylostomatidae.